AUGCCCUCACCCUCUUCAUCCGGCCUAUCCGGCCGCAUCAUCCCAAUAAUCACCCUCUCAAUCCUCUCCAUCUUCGCCUUCGACGCCCUCCUCAUCCAGCUCGACCGCAACGGCUACUCCGCCCUGCUCAAUGAAAUCCUCGAUGACCCCAACCCGCGCUUCCUCCCAGGCUCUGAGCGGCUUCUGCUCAGACGCUACACCGGCGUGCCUUGGCUGGACCGCGGAUUCGCCCUGUCCAACCUCAUCUGGGCGAAUGUUGUGGAUGGAUCGAGGCCGGAGCUUUCGCUGUUUGCGUUUUGCUUUGGGGCGCAGUUGCUUCCUUUCUUUUUGGUUGUUAUGAUUGAGAGCCAGAGGGUCGUUGGCUGGAGUCGUCUUGUCUUCAACCCUAUUAUCUGGGGAAUGCUGAUGCAAGCAUUCGGCUUUGGCUUCAUCAUGCCUCUAUUUGCGGUAGUCCACCUCCUAUGGACAUCAAACGUGACCCGAUCUCAGACUGUCUACCUCCGGGAUCACACAAGCUUGCACACGGUAGUCCCAGUGUUUCUUCUUGGAUACGUGCUCCUUUGUGGACUCCUUGCCUUUCCCUUCCCUGACGACAAUCUACGACAAUGGCUCAAUGUCAUCUGGACUUGGUUCCCGUUGCAUGUAGUCGUGCUCCAGACGCUCUUUGCUGGCCUUGUCAAGCGGAUGAGCAUCGGCCAGGACACGUUUACGCCCAAGGUUAAGCUUGAUAGAGAGGCUCUUUCGUACGCGUACGGAUUUGCCUGGAACGUGGCUGUCAUGGGUCAAAUGUGCACAUACGCCGUGCUCAUCGCAGCAAACAUAUUUCCCAGCGUUUUCCCCCAAGGCGUUGCGAAAAGACUCACACUGGAGAGGGUCUUCAUUCCCGACGCACCACACACGUACACACCUAUGACGGAUACCGGCUCUGCUAUGCAUAACUUCUUCAACUACGACCUGUACAUCGGAUCUAUUUCUGCUCUCAUCUGGGCGGUUCAUCUUCUGUUGCAGGUCCGACCGGAGCUUUCGUCGGGAGAGGAGAGGACAAAUCUUGCGAGAGGUGUGGCAACGAGCUUCUUGCUUUCUGGUCCUGGAGGAGCGCUUGUUGCGUUGAUGCAGCAUCGUGAUGAUGUGGUACUUAUCGCUGAGGCCAAGGCAGACAAGUCACAGUGA
Messenger RNA from Fusarium keratoplasticum, 1170 nucleotides. RefSeq lists its product as uncharacterized. The record is from RefSeq and is a predicted model, not a curated record. NCBI's taxonomy places the organism in Eukaryota, Fungi, Ascomycota, Sordariomycetes, Hypocreales, Nectriaceae. The transcript is spliced from 2 exons. Bases 1 to 1170 code for a protein of 389 amino acids.